CUUAAAUGAAAGAUACAAAGGGGUCUAAGGGGACCAGUGCAAAAGAAAUCUCUAAGACAAACCCAGAGCGGAAACAGCGUCUCUGUUCGUCAGACGCAUUCCAACAUCUAAGCUCGAACACCCUCAGAGCCAAUCAGCACCGACGAUCGAGGAAGAGCCGGUUAACUUGCUUGAUUUUGAAGCAAAAUGGAGGGUCACGGAGAUAAAGGGUCUUCGACAUUGCAGUCCCGUUUGUCACCUUUAGCUCAGCCCUUCAAUCCCCAACCCAAUUCAUGGCAGCAAACUUUUACUCCUCCACUAGACCAUUCCCCGAGUUCUGACCCUUCUUUUUCCUCGCUCGAUUCCUUUUCUGAUCUCAAGUUGGAUGCUUUUAAUUAUUGUGGCCAUCAGUCCGAUAUGGGAGUCAUUGAUUUGCAGUAUGAUAAUCCCUCUGGUUUUGAUUUUGAUGCUCAAUCUUGUAAUUAUCCGGUGUUGGGUUUUGGCUAUGUUGGCCAAGGGGCUGAUGGUGGUGAUGUUCCAUCCAAUGUGGAACAGGACAAGAGGAGGGAUCAUCAAGGGAGUUUCUCCUGGAAGGAAGAAGGUUCAAGAGCCUAUGAGAGCUUUCUAAAACAAGGAAAGCAUGCUGCUGAAGGGUUGAAGCCUUGUGGUGAAUUUUCUGAUAAUAUGCAUGGAAAAUUAAAUGGUACGAUCAUGGGGGCAGAUAGUCAAAUCAAAUCUAGGGGCACUGAGGGAGUAAAUUAUGAAUCUUUUCCAGAGCCAAAUUCUCGGGUCACCUCUUUGAAGUUUUCAACAUCAUCAGAUUUGUGCUCUGCUGCAACAAUUCAAAACAUUCCUCAUGGUCGGUGGUCAUAUCCAAUGCCAGCAGUGAAUUGGAGCAGUUGUAAUUUGGAUGUUGAUUCAUACAAGAGAUCCUUCUCACAACUAGAUUCUUUGUCAGCUGAACAUACUGUUUCUCCUUCACCAAAGAAUAAUUCAUUGCCCGCUCUAUCAUAUGGAUCACAGGGCACUUGCACAACUGUUUCACCCCUUAAUCCUGUUUUGUCAGCGAAUUCUGAUUUUCUAGGCAUCAAUGCACUCAACAAAAAUGAGAAUUAUUCUGGCUGUAAUCCAGAAGAGUUCUAUGGGCUAAAUGGUGGUAAUCGAUUUAGCCUAAAAGAGCCACAUGUCCUGCUGAAUGGCAAAGGCAAAGAGGUCUGCCUAGAUCAUAGCUUGAUAGGAAAAGGUAAUGAAGAAAAAAGUGACGAGCCUAUCUCUGAUGAUGGUAUAGAUCCCUUACUCAUGGUCAAAUCUGAGCUGCAACCUCAUGCAAUAAAAACUGGUGCUUCUGUUGAAAGUUCUUCUAAAAUACUGGAUGAGAAUGACUCUGAUGUGGAUUCACCCUGUUGGAAAGGCACCCUGGCUUCUUGGCAAUCGCCAUUUGGAGUCUCUGGGCCUGCAAGUUCAAUACAUCUUGAAAAGGAGCCAGAAACAAAGAACAAUUUGAAUCCUUUGGCGCCUCAUUUUUUUCCUAGUAAUGCUAAAGGAGGCAUAGACUACCAUGAAAAUGAAUGUUGUAGAAGUGAUUUCUCAUCUUUCCAGAAAGGUGAAUCUUCAGCUGUUUGUUUAUCAUCAAGAGUACUUAAAAAUAGGGAUUCUACCAAAGUGGGAUCUCAUCCUCCUGAUUCGAGUAAUGGAACUGGUGCUCAAUUCUGUAAUGGCAUCUAUGAAGCAAAAAAGGAAUAUGCUUUAGGCAACUCGAGGAGUAGCUCUUUGCUCAAGUCUGCUCACGUGGUUCAGCCAUCUCUUGUGGAAGAUUACCUUACAUCUAAUGGGAAGCUUGUUAUUAGGGAAAAUGCUGAAGGCUCUUUGAAGGGAAUCGAGGAUGUUGUGCGUAGUGGUUCAACAAGCGUGCCUGUCCUUGCAAAGGAAUGUGCCCUCAGUCCAUCUUCUGGAGUUGCUCGUUUUACUGAUCUUACUGAAAUGCAUCAGGCUGCAUGGACAAAUGCUGAAGGCUCUUUGAAGGGAAUCAAGGAUGUUGUGCAUGCUGGUCCAACAAGGGUGCCUGUCCUUGCAAAGGAACACAUCAGUUCAUCAUCUUCUGGAGUUGGUCUUCUUUCUGAUCUAACUGAAACACAUCAGGAUGUAUCUAAGUCUUUGUCUACUCCUAAAGUAGAUGUUCAGAUAGUGAUUAAUGCAAUGCAUGCUCUGACAGAGUUGCUUGUACAGAACUGUUCAAAUUUACAGUCAUUGAAUGCUUACGAGCAUGACAUAAUUCAGCGUAUAAUGCAUAAGCUUUGUGUGUUUUCCACAAAUAGGGUUGAACAAAGGGUUUCAAUGCCUGAGUCAACUCAAACAGGAACUCCAUACUGUCCUUAUAAGUCAGCAGAACACUCCAAGGUAUGGCAGUGCUCCGACGUGGAACUUAGACUAGCAUGGACAAAGACAAUGGCUGUUCCACAUGAGCCUGGCUAUCAGAAUUACCAUGAGGCACAAAAGAGUAUUUAUACUGUGUUCACUGAGAAAGCGCUGGAUUCGUUUUCUUCAUGCAGUGAUUUAUGGGCUGAGAAGGGCAAUGACAUUAUCCAGAUGCAGGUUAUUGCAGAUGCUCUAACAGAAAAACAUCAGAUUCAGGAAGAGAUGCAUCCAGAAGCUUUACUAUAUAGAAACUUAUGGCUUAAGGCAUUACGUGCCCUGAAAUAUAAAAAUUGUGCCUUGAGCAUGAAGUAUGAUGGGAUGGAUGGAUGCAAAUCAUUCAAAAAUUAAGGUGUUGGGAAAGUUUGCCAAAGACAAAAAGGUAGAGAAUGAUGGAGUUUCAUAAUGUUUCACCUGAGCCAAGCAUGGGUUAUAGUUGUUCGAAGCCAAAGCUACAGAUUCUGCUCCCAUAUAUAAGCAUGGAGUUAGGGUUUUGUUUACAGAUGGCAAGCUUACAUUAGGGAAUGGGUCUUUAUUUAAGAUGUAUGGUUCAAGGCUCAAAUUAAUGUAUGAAUGGAGUGUCAUAAGCCGUGCAUGGAUCGCAGAGACACCGUAGGCGGUAUGUUAGAAACAUCUUGAAAAUUUUGUUUCUUCAGGAUCUUAGGGAGGUGACAAGCCCUUGGAGAUCUUACUAAUGACAAAAUUGGAGGCUGCUGUUAUCAGGAAAUGGGUAUUGACCUUGAAAUGCAACAUCAUUGUUUUUUUUUUGUUCAAUGGUGAAAAGAGUUUGAGCCGGAUUUAGUAUGUUAUGCUUAUGUAACUGGUUAACUGUAAUGUGAAGAAUAAUUUGUCCUGGGUUUGAAUGCCUCAAUAGAAUUGGGUGCAUGAAUUGGUUCAGCAGUGUGGCAAAAGUGACAACUCAAAUUGCAAUUUGAACUUUAGGAAGAGGCUUGGGCAGCACUAUGCUAUA
This is a messenger RNA of Alnus glutinosa, 3361 nucleotides long. RefSeq lists its product as uncharacterized. NCBI's taxonomy places the organism in Eukaryota, Viridiplantae, Streptophyta, Magnoliopsida, Fagales, Betulaceae. The coding region runs from base 187 to 2742 and encodes 851 amino acids. The record is from RefSeq and is a predicted model, not a curated record. The transcript is spliced from 6 exons.